Messenger RNA from Microtus oregoni (creeping vole), 615 nucleotides. RefSeq names its product cysteine rich protein 3 (gene Crip3). The transcript has 8 exons. The record is from RefSeq and is a predicted model, not a curated record. Lineage: Eukaryota; Metazoa; Chordata; Mammalia; Rodentia; Cricetidae. The coding region runs from base 1 to 615 and encodes 204 amino acids.
AUGAGCUGGACUUGUCCACGUUGCCAGCAACCAGUUUACUUCGCCGAGAAAGUGAGCUCCUUAGGCAAGAACUGGCACCGUUUCUGCCUGAAAUGUGAGCGCUGCCACAGCAUCUUGUCCCCUGGUGGGCAUGCAGAGCACAACGGGAGGCCAUACUGCCACAAGCCUUGCUAUGGGGCUCUCUUUGGACCUAGAGGGGUCAACAUUGGUGGUGUGGGUUUCUAUCCCAACAGUCCCCACGCUCCCUCCCCUACCAGCAGCAUUUUCCUCAGCCCCAGCAACUUUAGACCCCCAAGGCCAAAGGCUGGCCUCCCCCAGGCCAAGAAAAGCCCUCCCUACAUGAAGACAUUUACUGGGGAGACCUCACUGUGCCCUGGAUGUGGAGAACCUGUCUAUUUUGCGGAGAAGGUGAUGUCUUUGGGCAGAAACUGGCACCGACCCUGCCUGAGGUGCCAACGUUGUAGGAAGACCUUGACUGCUGGGAGUCACGCGGAGCAUGAUGGCAUACCCUACUGCCACAUCCCCUGUUAUGGAUACCUGUUUGGCCCCAAAGGUGUGAACAUUGGCAAUGUGGGCUGCUAUAUCUAUGACCCAGUGGAGAUAAGAUCCAAAUGA